Molecule: messenger RNA, 2701 nt
Organism: Falco peregrinus (peregrine falcon)
Lineage: Eukaryota; Metazoa; Chordata; Aves; Falconiformes; Falconidae
Gene: WDR77
Product: WD repeat domain 77
Biological process (GO): oocyte axis specification
Cellular component (GO): methylosome
Molecular function (GO): protein binding
Source: RefSeq, a predicted model, not a curated record
AUGGAGGAGCCGCCGCCCGAGCAGCCCCCGCCGCCCCCCGCGGCCCCGGCGGACGGGGAGGCCGCAGCCGCGGCCGGCCCCGAGUGGAACAUCCCGCCCAACGCGCCCGCCUGCAUGGAGCGGCACCUGGAGGGCGCGCACUACCGCGCAGACGGGGCCCUGCUGCUGGGCGCCUCGGGGCUGAGCGGGCGCUGCUGGACUGGCUCCCUCUGGGUCUUCGCCGACCCCCGCCGCGCCCCCAGCGAGGGCUUCUGCACCGCCGGCGUCCAGACGGAAGCGGGUGUCGCCGACCUGUGCUGGGUGGCGGACAGGGGCAUCCUGGUGGCCUCCGACUCCGGCGCCGUGGAGCUGUGGGAGCUGGAUGAGAACGAAACCCUCAUCGUUAACAAGUUCUGUAAAUACGAGCACGAUGACAUCACGAUGACGGUGGCCGUCCUGGCCGGCAGCACUCAGGCUGUCAGCGGUGGCAUGGACUUCUGCGUGAAGGUCUGGGACCUCCCACAGCAAACGGUGCUACACUCCUACAGAGCUCACUCCGAUUCAGUGACAUGUGUGGCUUCCUGUCCUGGUAAGGACACUGUGUUCCUGUCCUGUGCUGAGGACAGCAGAACUCUACUCUGGGACACCAGAUGCCCCAAACCAGCUACUCGAAUUGUUUGCAGUGCCUGUAAUCAUGUCCCUACCUCAGUCAUGUGGCAUCCACAGAAAAGUGACAUCUUUGCUUUGGGUGAUGAAAAUGGAACAGUUGCACUAGUAGACACAAGGAAUCCCGAUUCUGCCCUCAGCGCCACUGUGCAUACCCGAAGUAUCACAGGGUUUGCAUUUUCUGCACAUAGUUCACCCUUACUGGCUUCGAUCAGUGAAGACUGCUCAGUAGCUGUUCUUGACUCAGAGCUCUCAGAGGUGUUCAGAAACCGUUCUCAUCAAGACUUUGUAAAAGGCUUAUCAUGGUCUCCUUCAGACAAUGCCUUGCUCACCACAGUUGGAUGGGAUCAUCAGGUUUUACAUCACACUGUCCCCAUACCAACUGGUGAAGCUUCUGGAGUCAACUGUGUAAAAGAAUAGUUUUAUAAACUCACGGUCCAAAUUCCUUCCUGGCAUUACUUUGAUUCUGCUGAAGUCAAAGGUGUGUGUGAACUGGAGCGGGUAUGGUCUGUUGUCUGCCUUGAAGCUUGUGACUAAGAAGAUUCCUGUAGUAAUUUUGAGUUAGGCAUAAGUUAGCUACAAACCAAGCUUUACCCUCUCAGGAGCUGGCUUCACCUGUGAUAAGACUUCAGUAUUUUACCCAGAGAAAAUUGACUUCAGGCACAGAGGAGAGAGACAGGGAAUUAGGUAUAAUUGGGGGAAAAAAAAAAAAAAAAAAAAAGGACUUGAUCCCUCCCUCAGUUCUGCAAACCAUCCAUGGAAUUAAUAGAAGCAUUUUUUUGGGGAGGUUAAAACCAGAACCUCUUGUUAGUUGGAUGUGAGAGCCUCACUUUUGCGUAAAGUUCUUUGCUACAUAAAUAAAUUCUUCCAACCCAAUGGGGAGACAUGUUAGCAUUUAAAGACUAGAAGGGUACCACUGUUGUCCUUAAAGCAGCAUUUGGUUUAGGGCUGGUCUUCAAUAUCUGCUAGCCUGGAUCCUGUGGCGAGCGCUGUUGUAUGUGCUGGUAUCGGAAUAGCAGCGUUUGGUGUGAGGAGUCUCAGAUGCUGUGUGAUAAGGAUCCCAGCUGUAGCCCUGUAAUUAAACACCUUCGUGAUAGCACGUGAUACUGCAACCUGUGAUGCUCAGCAUUGGCCUGGCAGCUGAGGCCAGCUCAAAGGGGCUGUUAACUGUAGGAAGUUAGCACUGUUUGACACCGUGCUUCAUCUCCUCUGUGCUGAAGACAACUUAUUCAGAGAUAAGACCUGUGAACAAAAGUUUAUGUAAGGGGAAAAACUGGACUAAGGACUUCAGUUUUCGUUUGCUUGCUCCUAGAAACAGACUCUGCUUAGUGAUAAAUAAGCCUCCUUAUGCACUUGUGAUAAGUGACUUUGUGCUGGUGACUGAGGGGGUCACGCAUUCCCAGAAUCCCCAAAAUGGACUCCAUGUAAUCCUUAGAGGUGUUUUUGUAAUAUACCACAUACUUUUCAAACUAAACUGUUGCCCUGGAACAUACUUAACUGACAAAAAAAUCAUUGCUCUGCAUGCAUUGCCACUGCUCUAGGCUCCUGGACAGAAUAAAGCAGGUCCUGACUAAUGAAACAAAAAUACUAUGGAAGUGAAUGCUACUCCUGUUUCUUUAGCAUGAUGGCAACGCUAAGAUGUACACCGCUUCCAGUUCCAUUAUGCAGUUCCACCCCUGCAUAAACGUAGGUUUUAGUUGAUCCACAUUGUGCAGAGCCCACAAGAGAUUUUUAGGCAGACUAAGCCUUCCCAGGCUCUGUACUUUUUUCAUCUUUUUCAACCUCAUUUGCUGCUUUUUUAAUUCCCACGUGAUAUAGGUGUUUACAGAGCAAACUUCUCCAUCUAGAGCAGUGUAUGACAAGGAAAAGGUAACUGAUUAUAAGAACUGACAAGUUUCCUCAAAAGUACCCCUUGAACAACCAGAAGAGUUACCUGUUACGGACCUCUGAUGUGUACUGCAAACUAAAACAGGUCUUGUGCUGUUUGUGAAAAAGUCGUUUUGGAAAAAGUGGAAGACUGUUUUUAAAUAAAUCAUAGUUUUCAUUUGUAACUGGG